Messenger RNA from Microcebus murinus (gray mouse lemur), 4212 nucleotides. It is a transcript of the gene MAP3K20, whose product is annotated as mitogen-activated protein kinase kinase kinase 20. NCBI's taxonomy places the organism in Eukaryota, Metazoa, Chordata, Mammalia, Primates, Cheirogaleidae. The record is from RefSeq and is a predicted model, not a curated record. Gene Ontology annotation, molecular function: ATP binding; MAP kinase kinase kinase activity; protein binding. Gene Ontology annotation, biological process: protein phosphorylation. Gene Ontology annotation, cellular component: cytoplasm.
GAGAUGGCAUGCCUCGGAUGCCAGAGGAGCUAUGCAAGCUUGCUGUGGAAAGCAUGCUUCCCGCUUGUCAGGGCUUCCUGAUAGGAGACCUGGUGACACAGUAGCCUUUAGGCAGAGCUCCUCGGGAUGUGAAGGAAGUGCUGCUACAGGUUUUGUCGGGGGGAAAUCUGAGCCAUUUCUCUGUGGACAGCUGUAUUUCAAAGUCUGGACAAGUUGCCCUUGAAUUUUGCAUGGGCUGCCAGGAUUUUGUGGAAGUAUAAUACUUUGUCAUUAUGAGAUGUCGUCUCUCGGCGCCUCCUUUGUGCAAAUCAAAUUUGAUGACUUGCAGUUUUUUGAAAACUGCGGUGGAGGAAGUUUCGGGAGUGUUUAUCGAGCCAGAUGGAUAUCACAGGACAAGGAGGUGGCUGUGAAGAAGCUACUCAAAAUAGAGAAAGAGGCAGAAAUACUCAGUGUCCUCAGUCACAGAAACAUCAUCCAGUUUUAUGGAGUAAUUCUUGAGCCUCCCAACUAUGGUAUCGUCACAGAAUAUGCUUCUCUGGGAUCACUCUAUGAUUACAUUAAUAGUAACAGAAGUGAAGAGAUGGAUAUGGAGCACAUUAUGACCUGGGCCACCGAUGUAGCCAAAGGAAUGCACUAUUUACAUAUGGAGGCUCCUGUCAAGGUGAUUCACAGAGAUCUCAAGUCAAGAAAUGUUGUUAUAGCUGCUGAUGGAGUAUUGAAGAUCUGCGACUUUGGUGCCUCUCGGUUCCAUAACCAUACAACACACAUGUCCUUGGUUGGAACUUUCCCGUGGAUGGCUCCAGAAGUUAUCCAAAGUCUCCCUGUGUCUGAAACUUGCGACACAUAUUCCUAUGGUGUGGUUCUCUGGGAGAUGCUAACAAGGGAGGUCCCCUUUAAAGGUUUGGAAGGAUUACAAGUAGCUUGGCUUGUAGUGGAAAAAAACGAGAGAUUAACCAUUCCGAGCAGUUGCCCCAGAAGUUUUGCUGAACUGUUACAUCAGUGCUGGGAAGCUGAUGCCAAGAAACGGCCAUCAUUCAAGCAAAUCAUUUCAAUUCUGGAGUCUAUGUCAAAUGACACAAACCUUCCUGACCAGUGUAACUCAUUCCUGCACAACAAGGCAGAGUGGAGGUGUGAAAUCGAGGCAACUCUUGAGAGGCUAAAGAAACUAGAGCGCGAUCUCAGCUUUAAAGAGCAGGAGCUUAAAGAACGAGAAAGACGUUUAAAGAUGUGGGAACAAAAGCUGACAGAGCAGUCCAACACCCCGCUUCUCUUGCCUCUUGCUGCAAGACUGUCUGAGGAGUCUUACUUUGAAUCUAAAACAGAGGAGUCAAACAGUGCAGAGAUGUCAUGUCAGAUCACAGCAACAAGUAAUGGGGAGGGCCAUGGCAUGAACCCAAGUCUGCAGGCCAUGAUGCUGAUGGGCUUUGGGGAUAUCUUCUCAAUGAACAAAGCAGGAGCCGUGAUGCAUUCUGGGAUGCAGAUAAACAUGCAAGCCAAGCAGAAUUCUUCCAAAACCACAUCUAAGAGAAGGGGGAAGAAAGUCAACAUGGCCCUGGGGUUCAGUGAUUUUGACUUGUCAGAAGGUGACGAUGAUGAUGAUGAUGAUGGUGAGGAGGAGGAUAAUGACAUGGAGAGUAAUAGUGAAUGAAAGCAGAAAGCAAAGUAAUAAAAUUGAAAAUGUGUGCAAAAACAAAAGUAACUUGUUAUUUCAGUCUGUACAAAAACCAGUAAGGAGGCAGAAAACCAAGCACUACAGCUUUAGGCCAAUCACAUUUACAAGACAGUAAUUUCUUUAUCAGUUUUACUUUGGAUUUAUUUUGCUUACAAAAAAAUAGGGGAAAAAAUUAAGCCAAAAAAGUAUAUUUGCAAAUCAGCCAAUGUGGUGCCUGAUUAUAGAAAUUUGUGACUCUGUGUACAAUAUAGUAUUUUUUAACUAAUGACAUUCUGGCUUUUUCUUUUUUAAUGAAUAUUUUAUAGUUUGUAUUUGACUUUAUUUCAUUUCCUUUAUUCAAUUGGUUAAGAAAACCUACAUUUUGAACAAGUACUCUUAAUUCCUAACUCUUCUUUGACAGUUGAUUCUUCUGUAACAUACAUUUGUUUUCCUUAUGUUAAUACAUUGUAAUGUCAGAAAUGAGUGAUACUGACUACAGAAUUCAACCACAAAAAUACUGAGAUGAAAGAAAAUUAUAACAAAAUGCUCUUCAGAAAUACCUAAAUGCUGAGCAUUUUUAAUACUAAAUAGCACAACUCCUCAAAGUAAAACCUGAGGAGUGUUCUCGGCAGUAUAUUUGAAGGAGAAAUAUUCUAAUUUGAAACCAACGGCAGAUGUUGCAGGCUUUCAUACCAGUGCUGGCCCUGGAAGCUUCUUAACAAUAACACACAGUCAUUUAAGACUUAACUUACGCUUUAUACAGAGAGAAAGAUACGGUAGUAAGGGACAUUUGCAGGCAUUUGAGUGCUGGGUACAUGCCUGCCCUGUACUUCUAGUAAGGGGCUGUUUUUGGUUGGUUGGUUGUGUUCCAGAAGGGCAUAAUAAUCCCGGAUUCUAAGUUUAUGUGUAGAUAUUUUAAAGAGGAAAUUAAAUAUUAUUAGAACAAUAGUAAAGAUAUGUUAUCCUCGCACAGGCAAAAGCACAGGCCGAAAGGUCAUUUCUAGAUCAAAUCUAGCCUUCCAGAGUUGCCUUUUUUGUUUAAACCAUGCUCGGUGAUGCUGGUGUUUUCGAGAAGUGUUUGAUAGAAACAGGUACUGUUCUGAAAACCUGGCUAGCCAGAGAUACUCUCAGAAUGUUGCCACAUGUUUGCCAAAGCUUGUUUAAGUUAUAUAAAACACUUACAUAAAGAAAGGCAAAAGAACAAAGACUUUUUUUUUUUUCAGUCUAAAUUAGAAAGCGGUGUUACUGAUUUGCCUAUUAAACUAAAAUACUUCUGGUGGUUCUUUUUAUGGACGUUUUAAGGAGGACAUCAUCACAGAUAUUAUCUAAUAGUAUUUCUAACUGUAUUUGAUCAUAAAAAGACUCUUGGAAUUUGAAGCGUGACAUGCUUCUAAUCCCCAUUGCAAGCUGAAAAAUACCGCAAAAUGAUCAGUAUGUUGUGCCAGCUUUAUUUGGAGAGAAAUAACUGAGGGGAUGUUCUGGGCGUGAGGAGUAAGCCGGUCUAUAUAGCAUAGUGAUCAAGAGGGAUCUGGAACCUGAUCAUGAUUCGGAACCCUGGGCCUACGUGCUCUACAUCUUGGACAAAUUAUUUAAUCUCUGUGUGUCUGUUUGCUCAUCUUUGACAUGGGAAUAAUAACAGUGCCUACUUGAAAGGAUUAUUGUGAGGAUUAAAAGAAAUAAUAUAUGUAAAGCACUUAACAGAGUACCAGGCCCAUGGUAAGUGGCCAGUUAAUGUUAGCUACUAUUAACUGUGUCACUGAAAAGACACUGAAAAAUAAAUGGUUUCAGGAACCUUUGAGAGAACUAAACUAUCGAUUUCAAAUGGUAUUUGCUUAGAAGCAUGAGAUGAAAUUAAAAGUGGAUAGCUUUCAGGAAAGAUAAAGAGAACAUUCUUAGAAUGCAAGCUAUACAAACAGAUAUGUUCUAUUGCUCUUUGAAAACCAUGAGCCCUGGCUGGGCUUACCUGUGCUGAAGUGUUUGCAGGCUAAGUAAAUACAGAAAGAGUAGGUAAACCUUUCCCUGGAAGAUGGGCUCCACAGAGACCUACUCUGCUACAGUUUCUCUGUCUAUGCACACAUAGUUACAGAUGCAUGCACACAUAAAUAGGCAGCCUAUCUGUGCUCAGACAUAGAACAGUACUCCGUGACUCAUGUCAGGCCACUCAAGCAGAAAAUCGUGGAGUGGAACAGAAGGGACCGCUUGCAACUCUUGUCUUCCCAGCAUGCCCUGGGGCACCUUGGUCAAGCCUCUUAGAGGAAAGAGCCAAAGGUUUAAAAGCCUCUUGCACAUCUUCUCUCUCAAAGAUGCAGUCAUUCAUUCAACACAUUUCAUUGAGGUUUUUUAAGCAUGGUCAGGAGCAAAGCUGAAAAAGGUGAGGUGAUCUCUGUGGGAUAAUUUUGGGACCUGUGCACUUUAUGUAAGAAUGUAAACCUUGCUUCUUCUCAUUUAAGAAUGAUCUGCAAUAAAUUUAGAACACAUGAACUGAAUUAAAUUGACAAUUGUUUCUUCAUUUACAUAUAAAUUCAUAUGAUUAUACAUAAAGUUUUGAUGCAUUAAUAAAA